Molecule: messenger RNA, 3202 nt
Organism: Ostrinia nubilalis (European corn borer)
Lineage: Eukaryota; Metazoa; Arthropoda; Insecta; Lepidoptera; Crambidae
Gene: Aasdh
Product: beta-alanine-activating enzyme
Exons: 6
Coding region: 215-3112 (965 amino acids)
Biological process (GO): amino acid activation for nonribosomal peptide biosynthetic process
Molecular function (GO): protein binding
Source: RefSeq, a predicted model, not a curated record
AUACGAUUUUACGUUGUUGUUUAUUAUUUUGGGUGUCAAACAUGUCAAUCUGCUAAAUGGAUAAAAACUUCUAUCAAUUUAUAAUUUUAGCAGCAGUGCCAGCAGUGAUAUCAUUUGCAGUAUUAUGCAGCUAAUAAUUUGCAAUAAAAGUCAUACUUCAUAAUCUCCUAUUGAUUUUAUCGUGCAAUAACUUAAUUGUGUUCCAAAGAUUCUAAUGAAAUUAAAGCGUGGUUAUUACGAUGUAUUCGUACAAACUUGUGCUAAAAACCCCUCCAGCAUCGCCGUGAGGCACUACGAUAAUGGCAUCUACAAAAAUUACACAUACUCAGAAUUAUAUGGAGUAUGCGAGUACAUAUCACAAAACUUACAACAACUGAAAUGUAACAAAGGCAUAAUUGGAUUAGUAUCGGAGAGGAAUAUCAUAAUACCAUGCGUUAUAGCUGCGGCCCACAAAUGCUGCACAACAUUCAUGUUUUUGGAUCCAUCACAGGAUAUUGAAAAUAUCGCAAAUGAUGUCAAGUUUAAUGUCCUCAUUAAAAUCCAGGAAAAAGAUGCUAGUACUUCAUCAGAGUUGUUUAGUAAAAAACCAGAUAAAGUUGUAUCAGUCUUUGAUUUAGAGAUAAAGUUUUAUGACUUAGAGCCGCAAGCGAAUAACAGACAUGUUCCGGAACACUCCUUCAUUGCCAUGACAUCCGGCAGCACCGGCGACCCCAAGCACAUCCAAGUCCCCAUACAGUGCAUCCAGCCAAACAUAGAUGACUUGACCAAACUUUUCAACAUUGGGCCGCAGGAUAUAAUAUAUUUCUCAACACCUCUCACCUUUGACCCGUCUAUGAUUGAAAUACUGCUCGCCUGUAUGAACGGUGCCUCCCUCCUCAUAGCACCAGAGAAGCCUGACAUCCUUUUCCCUUCUAACAGCAACCACUCCAUAACAUUCUGGCAGACGACCCCAUCAAAGUUCUUCCAACAUUCAAAUGCAGACAUAAAAAAUAAAAUAUUGAGUGCUAAUUCCACUCUGAAAAUAUUAGCCCUUGGAGGUGAACCACUGAAUGGCAUCAAACGCUUGAAGGAACUGAAAGAUUGGAAUAAUAAAACCAAGAUAUACACUCUUUAUGGAGUCACUGAAAUGUCUUGUUGGGCGUGUGCAGCUGAGCUGGACCUUAGCAGGAUACUGACAGAUAGAGAAGUCCCUCUAGGGAAUUGCCUUUCAGAGACACAGAUUCAUAUAGAGCAUGACAAUAAUGCAAAUAAGGAUACUGGAAAAAUAAUAUUAGUUAGCAAAUCAAGAAAAUGUAUAAUUUUGAAUAAGUCUAAAGGAAAUGAAGAAGAGAACUCAUUAAAAUUUGUAGACACUGGAGAUUUGGCAGAAGUACGAAAUGGCACUAUUUAUUACAGGGGUCGCAAAGAUGACAUUGUCAAAAGAUUUGGCCACAAAAUUAAUUUGCAAUUUAUAGAAUCUACAAUCAUGCAGUGCCCAAGAGUCAAGACAUGCUCCUGUGUAUGGCUUCCUAAACCUUUGCUGUUAGUGGUAUACUUUUCAUCUGAAACUCUUUCUAGUCAAGAAUUAUCUGAUUUUCUGAAAUGCAAGCUUGAUGACAAACAUUGGCCUGAUAAAAUUGUAAGGGUGGAUAAUUUACCUACCAACCCUCAUGGGAAGAUUUCUAAACUGAUCCUAUCCAAAAUGUAUGAAAAGGUGAUAAAUGUGCCUCAAACAAUAGAUUCUCUGAAAGUGAGUUUACUGAAGGAACUGCAGGUGGUAAUGAGCAGGAACUUCACAUAUGAUGCAAUUAAACAUAAAGACUUCUUCUCAAUUGGAGGCACUUCAUUCCUGGCAGUCUCAAUGUGCAACAAGCUGUCUUUGACAUGCCCUCAGUUUGGUAAACUGAUUUUACCAUAUCUGAUGUCCCAGAAAAAUACUAUUGAUGAAAUAAUGCAGUUAGCCCAAAAAGAGUUGUGUUUAGAAGAUACUAAACCUAAAAGAAAAAUGAAAAGAUCCAGAUCGAUAGUGGAAAGUAUUCAAGAUAAUAAUUCAUUUAAAAAAAUAAGUCAUGAGAGCUCUAGCAAUCCUGUAGAAUUUAUAGUCUUGUGGACAUAUGACACUGGCAAAUGUGUUGAUGCUUCCCCAACACUGUUUCAAAUAGGAUUUAAUUUGUACUCAAUCGUAGGCAGUCAUUCUGGGAAAAUCGUUGUAAUCGAUGCCAUAUCUGGCAUAUUACAAGGUUUAAUAACGCUGAAAGCACGUGUGGAGGCGUCUGUUUUCUGUUAUUACGAGGAGUCGAUGUCAACGCCAUGUGGCAUGGUUGGCGCAUACGACGGAACCAUAGUUUGUUUUGCAAUUGAAAACUGCAAGGAGAUAUGGAAAAUCAAUAUAAAAUCAAUGAUAAAAAGUAAAGCCACUUGCUGUAAUGGUUUGCUUUAUAUCGCCUCUUACGACGGUAAAAUACGCUGUAUUGAUGUGAUGAAUGGAGAAAUCAAAGACACUAUCCAAGUGACUGAUCAAGCGAUAUCGGCGGAUCUGGUCCUCGCGAAGAAGGAGUAUGUAGUCUUAGGCACUCUGUCUGGAGUCUGCGCGAGCAUCCAUACGCCUACCAACGCAGUGGCGUGGCGCGGCUCCCUCGGCAGCCCGGUGUUCGCCAGCCCUGUGCUAUACGAUAACGACAAGUACGUCGUGUUCGCCGAAGUCAACGGCGAGAUACACUGCAGGACUGUGGAAAAAGGCAUCAAGAUAUGGAAAUAUCAGGGAGCAAAAGGGAAUAUAUUCUCAUCAAUAUAUGUGAAAGAAGUGGACAAAUUAAAAUGGCAAAUGGUAUUUGGAUGUCAUGACAACAAAGUGUACAGCAUCAACAUAAAGAACUUCCAGCCUAGUUUGCAUUGGAAGGCGCAACUGACCUCUCCUGUGUACUCGACCCCCUGUGGCCUAAGUGAUAAGCUGAUAUUGGCGGCAUCCAAUAAUGGAAAACUAUGCGUGAUUGACUCGGAAAAUGGCAUCAUUUUAGCAGAAUAUACCUUACCCAGUGAAACAUUUUCAUCCCCUGCAGUCUAUGGAGACUACAUAUUUAUUGGGUGCAGGAAUGACCACCUCUACUCAUUGAAAUAUGUCCUUAACUUAUAGUCAAUGGAACCUAGUCCUACAUACUGUAUGAAAUAUUUAUUUAUUUAAAUUCCUAAGUGUAAAUAAAAUAAUACUGACUCAAAAUUAAAA